Molecule: messenger RNA, 2130 nt
Organism: Meloidogyne enterolobii
Lineage: Eukaryota; Metazoa; Nematoda; Chromadorea; Rhabditida; Meloidogynidae
Source: the annotation of a GenBank genome assembly
AUGUAUGUUCUUUCCCUUUCUUGGAUCUUAGAAAAAAUUUUAGAAAAUAAUUUUCCCCAAUUUGGAAAAGACAUUAUUUUAUCUUCUCUAAUUGUUGAAGAAUGGAGGGAUAUUUGGUCAUCCAAAGGAGAAUUUAUUGUUGCAGCCUUAGCCUACCUUUUUGGCUUUACUAAUCUUUUAAAUAUUCCCCGGCUAAUUUUAGAUAAUGGAGGACCAGCCUUUUUAUUUGCUUAUUUAAUUAGUUUAUUACUAAUUAUUUUGCCAAUUCUUUUACUUGAAUUGUCUAUUGGGCAGUUAACUGGGAGAGGGCCUGUCCAAACUUUUUAUAAUAUUUGUCCUGUUUUUAAAGGUGUUGGAAUCUCACAAAUUUUAUUUUCAAUUAUUUUAAUGGCAAUGAUGACUCGUUUUCUAGGAUCUGUAUUUCUUUAUAUUUUUCAUUUAUUUUGGACAAUUACUGAUGACCGUCCAGGACUUCCUUGGCUUAAUUGCAAAAACUUCCCUGAAUAUCAAUUUGGAACGUGUAUAGAAUCUUCUUCUAUCUUACCAAUAAACAGUAAUUCAACUAAUUUUUAUCAAAAUAGAUUAGCUACUUUUGAUGAAAAUUCUGCUUUUGAACAAUUUAUUGGAAUUAUUGAUGUAACAAGUGAAAGUAUUGACCAAAUAGGCAAAAUUCAAAUUAAUUGGUUAAUUGUUCAAUGUAUAAUUUGGACUUUUGUUUUUUCUGGAAUUUGUUUUGGUGUUAGAUGGCUGGGGAAAAUUAUGAUUUUUUCAUUAUCAAUGUCAUUAAUUUUGCUUUUAUCUCUUUGUGGAAGAACUUUAUUUCUUAAAGGAUCAUUUCAAUUAUUUUUUGAUUUAUUUAACGAAAUUGAAUGGUGGGAAAGAUUAAAAGAAUGGCAAUUAUGGAAAAAAGCAAUUGAACAAGCAUUUAUUGCUACAGGGCUUGGAUUUGGGGCUUUUUGCACUUUGGGGUCUUACAAUAAAAAAUCAAAUAAUUUAGUGAAAGACAGUAUUUUUCUUUUAUUUGGGCAUAUUCUACUUGUAUCUCUUCAAUUAAUUUUUGUUUUAUCGUUAGUUGGACAUAUCAGCGAAAAAAGUGGUCUUUUACCUAGUGAAAUUAUUGUUCAAGGAGAGAACCAAUUUAGACAAAUCCUUGUUUAUUUCUCUUUUAUUCCACACACAAAAAUAUUUACGGGAAUUCUUUUAUUUUUGGCCUCUUUUUCUCUUUUAAAUAUUCUUUUUAUUUUAUCCUUUGGUGUUCUAGCAACAAUAGAAGAUGCUUUAGGAGAAAAAUGGUCAAAAUGUUGCCCUCGUUUUACUAUUGCUUUUUUAAUUUGUUGUUUUGGAGCAGCUUCGAGUAUUAUUUUUGCUACAGAAGCAGGAAAACAUAUUUACGAAUUAGCUAGUGGAUAUUUAAAAUAUUCAACUCUUUUGGUUAUUCUCUUUUUUGAAUUACUUUCUGUUGCUUGGAUUUAUUGGAUACAUUCAUUAGGUUUAGAUCUUCGAACAAUGAUUGCCUCAACAGCAAGUUGGGUUAUUGGACAUUCUCUUCUAUUCCUAAAUUGCUUUUUAACACCAAUACCAAUUGCAAUCGCCGUUAUAAAUUUAAUUGGAUAUUCAUUUUCUAAAUAUUCUCCCCAAAUCAGAGCUUGGUAUUGGAGUGAAUGGUUAGGUGUUUGUAUUGCAAUAAUUCCUUUACUUCCAAUUUUGUUUUGGGCAUUAAUUGUUAUUUUAAAAAGUUGUAAUUAUACACCAAGAAUUUCUCUUUUUAGGCGUCUUUCAAUGGCUUUUCGCUCUCCUUUAAAACACGAAUUAAUUAAAAGUAAUGAACGCUCAUCUAAUGCUGUUCAGCAUAGAUUGAUGAGUUCGGGUGGAAAUACAAACCAAAAUAAUACAUCGUCUUAUCGUGGUGCUUCUACUGGAUAUAUAUUAUUGCCACAAGCACCUCUGGCACAACCAGAAAAUGAUGAAGUUGCAGGUCAAAGUAGCGCUCGCAAUCAUGGAAUCAAUCAACAACAAACAAACAAUUCAACAGCUUCUACAUUACGCGCAGCCGACCAUACAAAUUCUCAAAACGGAAGCGGUUAUCUUAUUGAUGAUUAUAUGCACCAACAACAAUCGCCUAGUGUUUAA